AUGCUGGUCCUAUUAUAUAUCAUCAUUAUUUCGAACUGUUAUACGUUGCAGCCGUUUUAUAAUCUCUAUAAUACGGAUACACCGACAAACGAGUUUGAUCAUGAUUGUUUUUAUUCAGCAACAAUUGAAAAUAUUGACUUAGAUGAAAACUCGUAUAAAAUUCAUCAAAUUGUCGAAUAUUGUAUACGAGUAUUGCCGCCAGAGGGUGUACUUUAUCAUGGACAGUCCGUAUCAUCUACAUUAUCGUUUGAUCAACUGAAAGAACUGCAAGUAACUUCAAAAAGCCUAAUCGAAUGGUCAAGUCCAAUCGAUGUUGUCGAACGGUACGAGAUAUUUUUACAAACGAAUAAAUCUUCGACAAAUGAAAUGUUUUAUAAUUGUACUUUACCGUGGUUUGGCCCAUCGUGUCAAUAUCGAUUUGUCUUGAAUGAAACAUUUACAUUUUUUAUUCAACUCAGAAUCGAUCAACGCACAAAAUUCAACAAAAAUACAAAAGUAACAUGUUACCAACAUGUCACAUGUGAUCUUGGUUCCCCAUUACUGUGUCUCGAUUGGCGUGAAAUAUGUGAUGGGAAAGUUGAUUGUCUUGAUGGAGGCGAAGAUGAAAGAUUUUGUCUUGAACUUGAAUUAAAUGAAUGUGAAGAAAAUGAAUAUCAAUGUCGAAAUGGUUUAUGUGUCGAUGAAGGAUUCUUAUCUGAUGAAGAAACGAAAGUUCAUAGUCCCGAAUGUUUAGAUGGAUCAGAUGAACCUUUAUUCUUAUUUUCAAACUGGUGUGCAAGAGAUCCAUCUUUUAAAUGUGAAGAUACAGUGUGUCAGUAUUCGACUUCUUUUAAUUGUGGAGAUGGAAAUUGCUUGGUUUCUCGUGUUCCAGAAGGUUUAACAGAGUGUCCAAAUAAACGAAAUCGAGUUUUCGGUUUUUUAGCUAGUUGGAACAAUCCGUUGGACAUGCGAUAUUCUCGUUGUUUCAAAAUGUUUAUGUGCGCGUCAGAUAUGUGGUUUACAAAUCAUUUUGUUGAAUAUUGUCAAAACUUAUGUGACAAUAAACAAGAAUGUGAACUGCAAACUCUCAAGCAGUGCCCAUCGGCAUUUAUCGCCCCUACUGUUCCAGUAUGGGAUGGACAUUUCAAAUUUGGCUAUUUUUCAAAUGAAACAUCAAUUAAACUGUUUGCAGAUAGCCCUCAUUUUGUUUGCUAUAGACAAGAUCUUUGUCCAUUUCUUAUUUCAACAUUUACAUUGGAUAAUCAGACAUGUUUACAUACUCAUCAAUUGAAUUUAUCUUUGAUUAAUAAUAUUUAUGAAAUAUUUCAAUCGUGUACCCAUUUUUCUCAAGAGGACAACGAACAUUUUUGUCGAAAUUCAACUACGGUUCGUUGUUUGGGAACAACGAAAUGUAUAACGAAGCGUCGAGUUCUGGAUGGAUUCUUCGAUUGUCCUAAUGAUUAUGAUGAAUCAGCUGCAGUUAAUUCAUGUGCAUUGAAUGACAAACAUCGUUUUCAAUGUACAUCCGAAUCGAAAUGUUUGUCUCCUUCACUUGUUGGCAACAGAAAACAAUACUGUAUUGGUGGUGAAGAUGAAUUCAAGCGUGAAGGUACUCUAAUCAAUAUUCAUCAGCUUCCAUUUUCAAGUAUCUGUAAUAAUUGGAUUGAAUUGCAUUUGGCAGAAAAUGAAACCGAUGAAACCCAAUGUGAAUUGUGGCCUUGUGUGAAUCAGUAUACACGCUGUAAUGAUCGAUGGGAAUGUCCAAAAGGAAUUGAUGAAGUUCAUUGUCAAUCGAAGUCUCAAUGUCCUGAAAAUCAUCAUCCUUGUUUUUUUAUUGAAAAUCAAACAUUAGGUUGUUUACAUAUCAAUUAUGUUGAAGAUGGAAUUAUGCAUUGUUUCGGAUCGUUGGAUGAACAAUCUUAUUGCGAAUUGAAAUAUCCAAACGAUCCUCGAAUGAGUUAUCGCUGUUUAAACGAUACAAAAUGUGUUGAUAUUCUCACUGUUUGCGAUGACUGCGACAGAUUGGACGAUAAGAAUCAUCUGUGUUCUUUGUCUACGAAGAAUUUUUCUUUUUCUUCUCUUUAUAUGGCACUUAUAGCAAAACGUUAUGUAUAUUCACGAGAACCUUUUUCUCAUCAAUCAUUACAUCCCUAUCCGCCGAUACCAUUUGUUAAUCAAUCGGUACAACCUAUUUUGGUCAAAUCUGAGAGAAGAUCUUCUCUUGAAAAUAAUUAUGAUCAACGAUUAUGGUUGUGCAAUAAAGGUUUUGUAGUUCUUGUAGGUAAAAAUCAAACACAAACAUGUCUUUGUCCAGAAAGUUACUACGGUGAUUUUUGUCAGUAUCAAAACCAGCGUGUUGGCUUAACUAUUCGAUUACGACAGGAAAUUCUGAACAAAUCUCAUGUAAUCGAUCUUCUCGUUCGACUGGUUGAUCAAACAGGUUUCGUACAUUCUUAUCAGCAAAUCAGAUACAUUCCAAUAAUCCUUUGCAAUACGAAAUAUAACUUACAUCUUCUGUACCACCAUCGUCUGAAAGAUAUGAAGAACAAUUAUUCGAUUUAUAUCGAUGUUUAUAAUCAAAUAAAUCUGGCUUAUCUGACAAGUUGGAUCUACGAAUUAAAAUUUCCUUUUCUCCCUGUGAAUCGGAUGAGCGUACAAUUAAAAAUUCCAGUGCAGCAUGAUUGUCGUGUGGUAUGCAGUGACAAAUAUCAUCCAUUGUUAACAAAUCCUCAUCACAUUCAAACUUGUCAAUGUCGGAAAGCAAUCAGUUCGUAUCGUUGUGAUUGCUCAUCGGACUCGAUUUGUAUUGGUUCUAAACAAAAUCGAUCCAUCUGUCUCUGUCCAUCAAAUAAAGUUGGACCUCGGUGUUAUAUUAAUUCCGUUUGUCAAAUGGAAAAUCAAUGUUUGAAUGGAGGUAUUUGUCUACCAUUUAAUUCUCAAGAAUCAUUGAAGAAUUUUAAAUGUAUUUGUCGUGAUGGAUUUUUCGGUGAAUAUUGUGAGAAAACUGAUGUGAAAAUCGAGAUUUCAUUCAGUGAUGUUAAGAUUGUCGAGUCUUUAUUCAUUCAUUUUCUCCAUGUUCUUCAACGUUCUAAAGAAUGGAGGAAAACCGAACCAGUUCGAAUAACAAUUUUCAAAAAGAUUCGAUUCAAUGAAAAUCGAAUCAAUGUCAAUAUGCCCUUACCAUUUCAUCUCGUUUUCGUCGAAUUCUACAAUGCAUUUUAUCUUGCCGUUCUUCAACGUAACUACACCCCUUCGAUUUCCAUAUCAACGCAAGUUACACCUUCACAAUACUGUCCACACAUUCGAGAAGUUUUCAACGAAACUAUUCUUGGUUACUCUUCACUUCAUCGUGUCAAAUAUUAUCAUACAAUCUGUCGAAAUCACGUUGAUCUGAAUUGUUUUCAUGAUAACUAUACAUUUCUAUGUUUAUGCACUGAAGAAAGACAUGCAAAUUGUUUUCAUUUCGAUUUUCGUAUGAACUAUAAUUGCAUGGGUGAGAAUAUCUGUGAGAAUAACGGAGAAUGCUUUCAAGAUCAUCCACAUUGUCCAACAAAGAUUAUGUGUGUUUGUCAAGAAUGCUUCUAUGGUGAUAAAUGUCAAUUUACUACGAAACACUCAGGCCUAUCCCUUGAUUCAAUCUUAGGCUAUCACAUCCAUCCACACUUAUCUCUGAUAAAACAAUCCUUACCUGUCCGGAUUGGUUUAAUUUGUAGUACAGUUCUAUUUCUGAUUGGUUUUCUCGGUGGAGUUCUAUCGAAUUUGACAUUUCAAUUCGUCAAUAACAUCAAUUUUGAUAAUUAUAUUCUUUUAUAUGAAGAUAUGGAUUUUAAUUCUAACACAAAUGAAUGUGAUAACUCGGCGAUCGUUAAUUUUAUUGAAUUGUAUUUCACUUGA
This is a messenger RNA of Adineta ricciae, 3873 nucleotides long. NCBI's taxonomy places the organism in Eukaryota, Metazoa, Rotifera, Eurotatoria, Adinetida, Adinetidae. The record is from the annotation of a GenBank genome assembly.